This is a messenger RNA of Stylonychia lemnae, 1689 nucleotides long. Lineage: Eukaryota; Ciliophora; Spirotrichea; Sporadotrichida; Oxytrichidae. The record is from the annotation of a GenBank genome assembly.
AUGAGUGCUACCAGAAAAUCCUAGAUCAAACGAGCUUACUCUAAUAAGGGAGUUGUAGGUCGAAAUACCAGUGUUCGAAAAUCUCAAAACUAGAUUAUGCCCUAAGGUCUAUAUUUUACUAAUAUUCAUAACUCGCAUACAACUUUGAAUUCUCAUCCAAACUCAGCAACUACAGCUAUUUCGCAUCAGGACAACUCAGAAAGAAAUUUGAGUGGGAUUUAGCAAUAAUCUUUCUCACCAGUUAUAAUAGAUUAAAAUCAGGUAAUGUGGGCUUAGCAUAAUUAGCAACUUCUUGAGUUAUAAUAGCAACGGUAAUUUAUGAAGACAGCAGCUGCUUCCUCUAAUUAAAUAAGCAUAACCUAGCAAUAAUAGCCAGGUUAGAAUUAGAAAUAGCAAUAUCAGACCCAUCAUUAAAACUUGUAAAAUGUGUAACAGAUUACCAAUUAAACUAGUGCAUUUUCUUAAUAUAAAAAAUCUCUCAGCAGUAAUAAUAACAAUAACAAUAAUCAUCAAUCAGCUGAUAAUAUUGCUCAUAUCGAUUAGGAGAUUUAAUAAAAGUUCAUUAAUAAGCAGAGAAAACUUAGAGUAAAAACAGCAAAAAAAAGAAAUCAUAUUGAUACCAAACUCAUUAGGACACAAUAAUAUAUAACUUAUGAGCCAAGAAUAUUAAGCAAGAAGAGAAAAUCAAUUGAUUCACAGACUAAUAUAGAUCAAAUGCAAUAUUUUGGAGAACCUUAUACUGGGCCAGGAGAUUAUAAUCACGAAAAUAUCACUGGAAAUAAUCAAAUAAUAACAUCAACAAUCCAAUCUCAGCCUAAAUACUCCUUUUCUAAAUCAAUCAGGCCUGAAUUCGAUCUUAACAAAUCUUAGAUUAUCUAAAACAUAAAGAGAAUAAAUUCAUUUUCUAAUAAAAACAGCACAGCUAGUUAUCUGAAUAAGUCUGUAAAUUGUACAAUAGUAACACCAGGUGUAGGUGACUAUGAGAUUGAGAAAGAAGUAGCUCGUUAAAGAUCCCCAGUAUGCACUAUAGGAAAAUAAGAUAGAUUUAAAAGAUUGUCCUCACAACAGAGGUAUAAGCCCAACCUACCAGCUAGUUAUGUAUCCAAUCUUGAUGAGAGGUAAAAACCCAAAAUUUCUCUUGGGAUAAUAGAUAAACAGCAUAGAUUUAAAAAUCAUGGAAGCGUAUCACCUGGUCCAGGAGAUUAUGACUUGACAGGCUUUAAAUCUCUAAGCAAAGGAGAACAUUCUAUUCUUAAUGGAUAAUAUAAUACAACAAGUUCUCCAAGAUUAAUGAAUACUCUGAGUCCUUUUUCAAUGUCUAAAAAUACUUUAAAUCACACUUCAAGGUAAUAAUAUGAAAAGCUAUAUCAUAGAGAAUAUGAUAAGGCCUUGCUCAAUUAAACUGGUCCAGGUCCAAGCUACUAUAAACAUGAGAAGUUCAACUAGAGUUUUACCGCUGAUUAACAUAAAUAUUCAAUUCCUAAGGUAAAUCCUAUUUUUCAAUUCAAUUUAUAUUAGGACGAUAGAAGAAUAAUGCUUUAAGAGUGGGAUGCUAAGCAUAAAACUCCAAUAUAAUAUAGUAACAUUUAGAAGGAGAUUAAUCUACUGCUGAGGAGUUCUUAGAGUAUUAAGAUUCCUCAAUUUAGAAAGAAGUUUGAUCCUAGAAAAAGUAAUAUAUUUUAUAUUUGA